GAAAACACUCAUGGCAGAGUGAGAAAUGUCAUUAACAUCCAAACAGAACAAACAAACACAGAGAAAGAAAAGAACCAAAACAAAACAGAGACUUCAAUGGUUCCAUCGCAAUAACCUCUGAUCUCUCCUAAUCUCCCCACCCCGACUGUAAUCCCUGUCCGCCCGUUCCAUGGCCUCCUCCAUGCCCACAAUUCUCAGCACCACCACCACCAUCAUCUUCGUCUUCCUCUUACUCCUCCAAUCUGCCGUUUCCAAGCAACAUUUCCUCUCUGACCCUGACCCAGACCCAGACCCAGAUCCCACCAAUACCAUCUCUGACUGCACCAACCGUUGGAUCCACAUCAGACGCCUCCCCUCGCAAUUCAACCACGAUCUCUUAUCCAACUGCUCUCAGUACCCUCUUUUUUUCGACUUCUGCCCCUACCUUCCCAACCAUGGCCUCGGUCUAAAGACCCAUUCCCGUUCCCACAGCUGGUUCCGCACCGACACUUUUAUGCUUGAGCUUAUCUUCCACCGUCGUAUGCUCGAGUACCCUUGUCUCACUCCUGAUCCCGACCUCGCCAACGCCGUUUACCUCCCUUACUAUGCCGGCAUCGACGCCCUCCGUUACCUCUACGGCCCCGACGUCAAUGCCAGCACCGAACACGGCCUCGAGUUGUUCCGUUUCGUUCGGGAUGAUAACCCCCACAUAUGGGCUCGCCACGAGGGUCAUGACCAUUUCUUGGUCAUGGCUCGGUCUGCUUGGGACUUCUCGCAAUCUCUGGACAACGAUCCUCCCACGUGGGGCACUUCGUUUCUCCAACUCCCCGAGUUUUACAACGUGACGGCUUUGACGUUGGAGGUCAGUGCUUGGCCGUGGCAGGAGCAAGCGAUUCCGUACACGACGUCUUUUCACCCGCCGAGCCUCGCUUUCUUGGAGUCCUGGAUACGCCGCGCGAGGCGGUCGAGAAGGUCAAUCCUAAUGCUCUUCGCCGGAGGCGGAGGGGUCUCGGCAACGCCCAAUAUCCGGCGGAGCAUCAGGAACGAGUGUGAGAAUGAUAAUUCGACUCAAAGUCUUGGCGGGUACGAGAAAAUGUGCGAGGUCGUGGAUUGCUCUAAUGGGGCGUGUGAGCACGACCCAAUAAGGUACAUGAGGCCGAUGUUGGAAGCGACCUUUUGUUUGCAGCCACCGGGAGAUACACCUACGCGGAGAUCCACUUUUGAUAGCAUUCUUGCUGGGUGCAUUCCGGUUUUCUUCGAAGACUCGUCGGCGAAGUUGCAGUAUAAGUGGCACUUGCCGGAGGAGGAGUACGGGGAGUUCUCGGUGUACAUACCAAAAGAGGAGGUGGUGUUUAGGGGACUGAGGAUUCUGGACGUGUUGGUAGGUAUACCCAGAACUAGAGUUAAGAGGAUGAGAGAGAAGGUGUUGGAGUUAAUGCCGAGAGUUGUGUACAGAAGACAUGAGAGUUCGUUGGGUUUAAGAACAAAGAAGGAUGCGUUUGAUAUUGCAAUCGAAGGUACUCUGCAGAGGAUCAAGUCUAGGCUUAAAGAAGUGGCAAUUUGUUCGUCACGUAAGUGCAGAGGAUUAGAUUAUUUGUUUCUCAAUUUGGUAAUAAAUCUUUUACCUAUUUUUUGGUAACUUGAGCCUCGUGAUGUCUUUCUUGUUGGGUGAGUUGGGAGAGAUCUCAUUCAAGAUUACAAGAAAAUAUGUAUUCUUGAUUCAUUUAAAUGAGGACCGUGGUAAUGCUGAUACUGGGGAGGCAGAAGAACAAUGGAAACUAGAACAUCAUUGGACGGAGAAAAGAAUUGAAUUUAUUGAGGGGAGGUGUGCCAAAACUUAAAUUGUAAUAAAAGCAAACAACAAUGACGGAGAAAAUGCCCCUUUUUCA
Juglans regia (Persian walnut) is the source of this 1868-nucleotide messenger RNA. Its product is annotated as probable xyloglucan galactosyltransferase GT19. Gene Ontology annotation, molecular function: glycosyltransferase activity. The record is from RefSeq and is a predicted model, not a curated record. Bases 170 to 1618 code for a protein of 482 amino acids. Lineage: Eukaryota; Viridiplantae; Streptophyta; Magnoliopsida; Fagales; Juglandaceae. The transcript has 2 exons.